GUAUAUAGAAUCGGCGAACGGUGUCGGAUGGCCCAAUGGUAUCGGUGGUCGGUAGCGUGUGGCGUCAGUACAUAUACGAGGGGCGCAGCUUGCAGGCACGGGACAAUGCGGCGUUACGAAACGCACACCUGCUCCGUCGGGGCUUGGGGCCGGCCAGCCGGCCGAACCUGGCUUCGGGGGCCGGCCCAUUUACCCCCGACCAUUUACGGAAAGUACCGUGGACGAUAUAAAACUGGUGGGUCGGCAUGUGCUCGGGCCAGUGAGCUUCCGACAUUCGUGCAUCGCGGGCGGGCAGACUUGUUGUUGUGGAGUGUGUACGUUGAACAUUUUUUUUUCGGAAAACGCAAGCGAUAUAUUUCAUAGGUGUAAAAUAGUCGAGAUAAUAAGAAUUUGCAAAAAGAUACGACGAAUAGUUAGAGUUAUCGUUAGCCCGCGCCUGUUGGGGGCGGACAACUUGUCGGUAGUUCACGGUUAAAAUAUGACCGGUGAAGCAUGGUUGUUUCGCGUAACGUUCGUCCUCGUGCUGUUGCUCGGGAGUAUCUGUGCCAAAGACGAGGACGUUUCCGACGCGAUACGAUCGCUACAGGAGCAAGUCAACGCUCUUCUGGACCAUAGACAACAGGAUUACAAUGCCCUCGAGGGAAGUCUGAAGCGAGCGAUGGAGAAGAACACAGAAUUAUUCGUUCUGAAGAACGAAGUCAAACAACUCAGGAAAGAGGUGAACGCGUUGCGCGGCGGAAACGGGAACGAGGCGAAAAACGAACGAUUACGGGUCAGAUGGCUGGGAAGCGCGGUGACCGAGCUUCAAGGGGAGGUCGCCGAAGUUCUGAGGACCAGAAACGCAAGUGAGGAGCUGGCUGAGAGAUCUCGAAUGAGAGGCGAGCUCGCGAUGCUGAAGGGGGACGUGGCGGCGGUUGGUAAAGGAAUUCGAAAUCUUGGCGGUCGAAUCGCCAAGCUCGAAGCGGUCCUGGGCACGAUUCGCGUUGAUAUCACGGCGGUCAAGGAACGCUUCAGCCUGCUAUCUCGCACCUGCGCCGACAUUGCCAGUCAGCUCAGCGCGGUCCAAAUCGAGGUGAAAUCUGUUGGUUGCCAAUCGUCGACAGAUUCCAGCAACACGAUGACAGGCAGACGGGGCGAGCAAUCGGAAGGUAGAUCGGUCGCCGCGAGCUGGGAGAACGAUCGACGAAACAAUAUCGACACGGUGUAUGCGGAUCGUAACGCGGCGACGAUUCACCAUCGACUCGCCAGGCGGCACGGUUAUUCGCGACAUGGCGAUGAGCAUCGUCGUGUCCGCGUCGAGGACCGUCUGAAAAGCUUGGAACGCCGUGUCUCUAUGUUGUCGUCGCAGCGUCGGGCUAUGCUGGACGCGAAACACAUCGCGUACGAGUCCCAAGAAUUGCCGACCAGUAUAAUAAAACGUGUGAAGAGCUUGGAGAAGAAUCAGGCGGAAUUGUCGCAAAGAAUCGCGAACGUCAGCGAAAACGCGGUCUCGACGAAGAAUAUCGGCGAGUCGAUCGGGUCGCGGGUGCUCGGUUCGCUGCGAGCUCUCGAGGAGGUCGUCGAGUCGAACAACACUGUGAUCAAACGGGAACUGGUACGACUGGGCGUGAACGCUGCACGGAAAGCGGCCGAGCUUUCGUUGACCCGCGAGGAACUGAGCAACCUGCGCCGCCGUUCAGGCGUUGAGCGUCAGCGCGUCGAAAUUGCAAGAGAAAAACGAUCAGUGGCCAGCCAGUCACCGCCGCCAACAGCACCGAACCAGCUCGAAUUCGCGUUAGAGCUGGAACUCGAGAAACUCGAGGAUCGGUAUCAUUUGAUCGUGGACAGACUGCCGGCCAGUUGUGAGGAACGAUCCACGGACGAUCGAUCGGACAGGGACGGGCUCAGGCUUGUGGAACCGGGUCAAGGACGUAGACCGAUGUUGGUUUACUGUCGCGAGGGAUGGAUCGUUGUUGCGCGUCGUACCGACGGUACCCUCGAUUUCGACCGUACAUGGAACGAUUACGCCCUCGGUUUCGGUUCGCCGGUCGGCGAAUACUGGAUCGGCAACGGGAUCCUGCACGAGCUCACCAGGGACAAUUGCACGAGGCUUCGAGUCGACUUGUUAGACAUAUACGGCGAACGCUGGCAAGCCGAGUACGAUUCAUUCGCGAUCGACUCACGGGAGACCGGGUACAGACUGCGUGUCGGUGGUUACACGGGGAACGCGACAGAUGCACUUUCCUAUCAGAACGGGAUGUCGUUCAGCGCCAAGGAUCGCGACAUGGACGACAGCCCGGUUCACUGUGCCGGGAACUACCACGGUGGAUGGUGGUUCAGCCGUUGCCAACACGCGAAUCUGAACGGCAAAUACUCGUUGGGACUGUCCUGGUUCCGUUCCGACACCAGCCAAUGGAUGUCGAUCGCUUCCUCGGAGAUGUCCGUGCGCAGAAACCCGGACUGUCGACGAUCGCGGUAACGACUCGACGUCGGACAAUUUUUUUUCUUGUGAUACCAAAGACUGUUUGUUGUUCACGGUUAACCACGAGAUCGGAGGCGUUCGAUCGUUUCGCCUAUCGACGUCUGUAUACACUCGUCAAUACCGAGAUUUUCUAACCCCUUGAAAUUAACGGUAGAACGCGACGACGACAUUCGAUGGCGCCAUGCUCGCGUCUCUCGGUCUCGAAUCUACGUUAGACCGCAACGAAAUAAACAUUGUUUUUUUUGUA
Messenger RNA from Dufourea novaeangliae, 2708 nucleotides. RefSeq names its product protein scabrous-like. NCBI's taxonomy places the organism in Eukaryota, Metazoa, Arthropoda, Insecta, Hymenoptera, Halictidae. The record is from RefSeq and is a predicted model, not a curated record.